UCUCUUCCUUCUGCACAGCUGGGUCAGACAGGAGACGCCAUGCCCCCCAGCCUCACAGCCUUGUUGUGCCUUGGGCUGAUCGUGCACCUGAGGACCCCAGUGCAGGCAGGGACCCUCCCCAAACCCACCCUCUGGGCUGAGCCAGGCCCUGUGGCCCUGUUGCGGAGCUCUGUGACUAUCUGGUGUCAGGGGAUCCUGCAGGCCCAGGAGUUCCGUCUGGAUAAAGAGGGAAGCCCACAGCCCUGGAGCAGACAGGAGCCACCUCAUCCAGGGGACAAGGUCAACUUCUCCAUCACACACAUGACAGAGUAUGAUGCAGGGAAAUAUCACUGCUCCUAUCUCAGCCCCACUGGCUGGUCAGAGUGCAGUGACCCCCUGGAGCUGGUGCUAAAAGGAUCCUACAGCAAACCCAGCCUCUCAGCCCUGCCCAGCCCUGUUGUGACCUCAGGAGGGAACGUGACCCUCCAGUGUGGCUCUGGACAAGGAUUUGACAGGUUCAUUCUGACUAAGGAAGGAGAAAACAGGCUCUCCGGGACCCUGGACUCAAAGCGACAGCCCAGUGGGCAGGUCCAGGCCCUGUUCCCUGUGGGCCCUGUGACCCCCAGCCGCUGGUGGACAUUCAGAUGCUAUGGCUGUUACAGGAACAGAUCCCAGGUGUGCUCACUCCCCAGUAACGACCUCAAGCUCCUGGUGUCAGGUGGCUCAGGGAAGCCCUCCCUCCUGACCCAGCAGGGCCCCAUUGUGGUCUCUAGACAGAACCUGACCCUCCAGUGUCAUUCUGACAUCGGCUAUGACAGAUUCGUUCUGUCCAAGGACGGGGGACAGGACCUUCAUCAGAGCUCUGUCCUGCAGCCCCAGGCUGGGCUCCCUCAGGCUAAUUUCCCCCUGGGCACUGUGAAUAGUACCCAUGGGGGCACAUACAGGUGCUAUGGUGGACACAGCCUCUCUUCUGAGUGGUCACGCCCCAGUGACCCUCUGGACAUCCUGGUGGUAGGAUGGCUCCCUGACAAACCCUCCCUCUCAGUGCAUCCAGGCCCAUCAGUGGCCUCAGGAGAGAAGGUGACCCUGCUGUGUCAGUCAAGGAGCUGGAGAGACACUUUUUUUCUGUCCAAGGAGGGGGCAGCUGAUCCCCCUCUGAGACUCAGAUCACAGUCCCGAGCUGGGCAGCACCAGGCAGAAUUCUCCAUAGGCCCUGUGAUCUCAGCCCAUGGAGGGACCUACAGGUGCUACAGUGCAAACCACAGCAGCCCCUACCUGUUGUCACAGCCCAGUGAGCCCCUAGAGCUCCUGAUCUCAGGAGGUCUCCAACAGUCCCUGAAUGUCCUGAUUGGGGUCUCAGUGGCCCUCAUCUUGCUGCUUUCCCUCCUCCUCUUCCUCUUCCUCCGACAUUGGCGUCAGAGCAAAGGCAGGACAUUGGAUGCUGCCAUGAAGGAUCCACAGCCCAGGGAGAAGGUGGUGCUGGACCCUCAGGCUGCUGCAUCUGCUGCCCCCCAGGAUGUGACCUACGCCCAGCUGAGCCUCAUGACCCUCAGACAGGAGACAAGGACACCCCCUUCCUUCCCAUCAGGGAAGCCCCCAGAUAAGCCCAGUGUGUAUGCUGCUCUGGCCAUCCACUAGCCCAGGGAGUACCUGGACCCCCCACUCCAUGGAGGGGGCCUGCAGGGACCCCAGAAGGUACAGAUAUGCCCCCAAGGAUUCUCAGCUAGUGGCCCCAAGCAGCCUGGACAACCGAUAUGGACCCCCAGCAGCUUCUGGGACCCUCUGGAAGUCCCCUGAUUCUGCAAUUAGAAAUAACUAACAUCCAUACACUUUGGAAUCAAAGAAACAAAAUUCUCAAGCAUCAAUGUGUGAAUUUAGACCCAAAAUGGAAGUGAGAGAAUGCUUUCAAUGAAUGAUAGUGUAAAUACUACACAUUAAACCUACAAAAUGGAACAUUAACAACCGUGAAUGAACAUCUUAGAAAAGAAAAAAGCAAAGACAUAGAAACCACCUAAGUGUCCUCUCACACAUGCUGACAUAAAGGUGUGGCAACCUGUGUGAUAGAGUGUCACUCGGCCACAGAGAUGAAAUCCUGUCAGUGUGGUGACACAGAGGCGUUGUGAGUGUGUCCUGUUACAUGGGGUAAGUCAGACCCCACAGCACAACGACGGUACGACUUCACUCAUAUGUGGGUGAAAUGUGAAACUCUGCAUUGUUGUAUGUAUUAACUAUAUAGAACUUGUAAUUAAAA
Messenger RNA from Phyllostomus hastatus (greater spear-nosed bat), 2230 nucleotides. RefSeq names its product leukocyte immunoglobulin-like receptor subfamily A member 6. The record is from RefSeq and is a predicted model, not a curated record. Lineage: Eukaryota; Metazoa; Chordata; Mammalia; Chiroptera; Phyllostomidae. The coding region runs from base 40 to 1617 and encodes 525 amino acids. Gene Ontology annotation, molecular function: inhibitory MHC class I receptor activity. The transcript has 9 exons. Gene Ontology annotation, biological process: cytokine-mediated signaling pathway.